AGCAAUUCAAAAAAUGCUAUUGCUGCAAGAGAUAAUCGCCUUAAGAAAAAAAGAUAUGUUGCCAGCUUAGAAGAAUCUUUAAAAGACUUAAAAUGUGAAAAUGAGCACUUAAGUUUGGAAAAUGAAAAACAAAAAAAGGCCUUAAUGGUUCUUAAAAAUGAAGUAACUUAUUUAAGAAGUGUUAUAGCAAAUCAAACAACUCUGGCUGCAAUUUUAAGAAAUGUUUCCAAAACACCAGGCGUAAAGUUGUCAACUUCUUUUUUAAACCAAACUACAAUAAAUCUCAGCAAAAAUAAUGCUGCCCUUGAGGAAAAUGCAAGUGAUGAUUUUCCUGUUACCUCAAGCACAAACAGCACUUCUCAUUGCGAUCAUGUUAAAAAAAGGAGAACUCUAAGAUCAUCUAAAUCAUACUCGUUUGUUGAAUCGCAGAAAAUUCCAAAACAAAAAUAUCAAAAAAGAAAACUUAUGGGAACCCAUCUAUCUAAAUCUGUAAAAGAUACAAGCAAAGACCAUUUCAAUGAAUGCAUAGAAACAAAAAAGGAUGGUUGUGUCUCUCAAGAUUUUGAUGAUAAUCUACCAAUAAAUGUAGAGGAUAUUGACUCUGACGAGCCAUCAGAAUUAUUGACCAACGAUACAAAAGUAGCUGCUGGAAUAUGCUUCCAUGUGUCAGGAGAGACUGUUUCUUUAGAAUUUUGCUCUCAGUGCAAUGCAAGUGCACACACAGAAAUAAUGUCAGAUCAUUCUUAUGUAAAAAUCUGA
Molecule: messenger RNA, 759 nt
Organism: Lymnaea stagnalis (great pond snail)
Lineage: Eukaryota; Metazoa; Mollusca; Gastropoda; Lymnaeidae
Source: the annotation of a GenBank genome assembly